This is a messenger RNA of Sclerotinia sclerotiorum 1980 UF-70, 390 nucleotides long. RefSeq lists its product as hypothetical. Lineage: Eukaryota; Fungi; Ascomycota; Leotiomycetes; Helotiales; Sclerotiniaceae. Gene Ontology annotation, molecular function: flavin adenine dinucleotide binding; oxidoreductase activity. Bases 1 to 390 code for a protein of 129 amino acids. The transcript has a single exon. The record is from RefSeq and is a predicted model, not a curated record.
AUGGCCGGGGUGACAUUGGAUGUCAACAAAACGGUAGUUCCCAACGCACCGGGAAUAUCAGUCAACCCUUAUUGGAGGAAGACACUGAUGAAUGCGGUGUAUGGUAACGCCAUCAACUACACGGAUUUUGCGGCAAACUUCCAGAAUCAGAAUUUUAUAACGAAUACCAUUACAUCUGCACUAGCGGCUUUGACUCCAAAUGGAGCGGCAUAUCUCAAUGAAGCUGAUUUCCAGCAGCCAAACUGGAAAGAGGUUUUCUACGGCGCAAACUACAACCGGCUUAACUCGAUCAAAGCUAAAUAUGAUCCUUUGGACAGAUUUUACGCACUGGGGGCUGUUGGAAGUGACCGUUGGACGGAAAAGACGGAUGGGCGUCUUUGCAGAGUCUGA